AUUUCGUACAGCCUGACUUCGAAGAAGGAAAGAGAGAGAAACAAUGUAGAAAGUGCUGCCUGUCGAAACGAAACGAGACACUCUAUUCUCUUACGCACAACAGUUUGCGGUGGCCAUUAGUGACUAUGGACUAGCGAUCGCUUGUUGUUCUCGGUCCUGUGGGCAGCUUAUUAUUUUUUUUAUUUUUAGUUUUUAACCGAAUAUCUCGCCGCCUAAUUCUCAGAGAUUUUCCGAUGCACCGAUCUGAUCCACGACGCGGUAUGAUCGCGUUCGAUUUUCCACGCGUGCUGCUGGUUACGCUGUUCACCGUAGCUCUAACCUCAUCUGUCAACGCGCGACGGUUCUCAUCAGUAGAUGAUUGGGUCUUGUAUGACAAAUCUGUAGCUUCGAAAAAUUCGGCAAACAAUUCCGAGUUCGAGCAAGAAUAUCAAAUAGGUAAAACUGCUCAAUCCCCGAAAAAUUCCGAGCACCAUACGGAACCAGUUCAGAAUGCCACCAAACAGGAUUUUUCUGCCGAAUCGAAUACGUCGGCGAUCGUACAUUCUUCCGAAGCUACUAAUAACAAAACAAAAAUGGAGUGGGCGGAGGGAGGGCUUGUGCCUGUAUCAUUUUCAACCAUUCAACACAAAAAUACGGUGACUAACAGUACAGCUGCAAUUGAAUCUGACAAACCUAACGAAUCUAGAACAAGAGAGAAUGUGCCUAAGGAGAGAAAUGCGAAUCCUUCCGUAGUUCCGAAAAAGGGAGCUGAGAGGAAAAAGAAAAUUCAUUCGAGAAAGGGUGUAAAUGAAACUGUAGAUUCAGAUAUCAACCAUGCCACUUCCGAAUACGCAAAAUCCGUGGAAACUAGCUCCGUGACAGAAGCUGCUCAUAUCAAUAAUCAAACUGAAACUUCCAACAUUACUAUUUCAAAACUAGAUGCCAGCAGUUCACGCUCCAAUAACAGUUUAGAUCAUAAUGUAAAUCUCAAUAACUCUAGUACAACUCUGGCAUCGACAAACACAACCAUACUUCAUGCAAAGACGAACGUAGUUCAUAAUGCAACAACGAUAGCGCCAAAAACUUCGUCGCAUAUACCGAAACCUAAACCAACAGUGACGACUGUUGACGGGCCGGAAGUUAACGAGUCUAUACCAUCCUCGCGGACAAAGAAUUCUUCGCUGGGGAUGCCCAGGAAAAUCGACUAUAUCGCGCCAGUUAUUAUAACAAUUAUCGCUCUACCGAUACUGGGUGCUGCCAUUUUUAUGUUGUACAGACGCGGUCGAGAUUGCUGGGAUAAAAGGCACUAUCGAAGAAUGGAUUUUCUAAUUGACGGAAUGUACAAUGACUGAGGAAGUGCGUGUGAGAACAAAAUCCGUUUCAUGAGAUUAAAUGGACGUGUAGUCAUGCAAGAGGAAAUCAAUCGUCAAUUUUUCACAAAUACAAAUUUAUACUUGAGCGUCCUUUUAAAAUAACUGAAGAAUAGCAUUGGUUUUUUCUUACAUGACACUGUCCAAACGAUAACUUUAUCAUCGGAAUAUAUCGAAUGGCUUAACUUUAUCAUGCCAUUAUAAAAAUAUAGAAUAUGUGCAAUUAUUUAUAUAAUAUUGAAAUAACGUAUAAGCUUGCUUUGCUUGAUGGCCUAAGCCUGCUAUACAAUUUUUUAUCAUUUUAUUGUUUUGCUAAUAAUGUAGUUAAAAUUUUCUACACUUUAUAUACUACAUUAAUUUGUUAUACAAUAAUUGACGUAUUGAAGUUUAUUUUUAAGAUUAUAUCGAAAGAGAGGAACAUUAUCUCAAUUUUCAGAUUGAAAUAACGAUUUGAUAAAGAUAAUUUAUAGCAACUUUCAAAUUUAAUCUAAUUUUUGGAAAUACUUUAUAAAUUUAUACUACGGAAAAUUUUUUUUGAAAUUUUUACUGUUACAAUAGAAACUCUACAGUAGAAAAAAUUGAUAUGUAAAUAUAUCUAACUAUACAUAUACAUAUAUAUAGUGUACAUAUCGCAUUUAAUGCCAUUUAGAAAUCGUAAGAGAUUCAUCGAGGGUCCAAUUGCCAAAUUCGACAAUAAUACUAAGCAGUUUAAGUUCUGCAGACUUAGAAUUAUAUUCUCAAUUCAACAAAAAAAUCGUAUUGGACUUUGAAAGUGCUUGCUCAGCGAGUAAUGCGUGAUUGUUUCCAUACAAGAGACGAGUUUGUAAAAUAUUAUUUAAUUACGAAAUGCGAUAAUGUACACAAAUUUUACCAAAGAACUACUCAUUUUGUGUAAUAUGUCGUAUAUUUGUUAAUUGUAUUUUUUUUUCGUAUUGUAUUUAUAAUCGUUGCAUUUUUUUUUUUGUGGAAUGAUUUAUGAAUUUAUUAUCUAUUUAAAAUAAUGAAGACACUUUAUCUACAAUUGCCAUACACGGAAUAUCAAAGCCAUCGCAGAAUAUCAGGCAGCUUUAACAUUGUCUCUCUAUGUAAAUAUAACGAGCAAUGAUUUGUAAAAUUACUCUAAGUAAGACUUUUUGAAAUUGUGAUUUUUGAAAGUGAAGUUGCGUUUUUGGGACUUCAAAAAGUCUAUAUUUUGUGGAUGCGCGAGAAAGCAAUAAUGACAAUUAUUUUUGUACUAUAUACAUAUAUGUAAGAGAAAGAAACUAUUCAUAUUGUUACAAAAUAUACGCACUUGCAAAUCGCAUAUUGCUACUGUUAUUUCACAACCCUUCGGUGUACAUCAUAAAAGCUUAAAAAAAAAAAAA
Molecule: messenger RNA, 2713 nt
Organism: Linepithema humile (Argentine ant)
Lineage: Eukaryota; Metazoa; Arthropoda; Insecta; Hymenoptera; Formicidae
Source: RefSeq, a predicted model, not a curated record